CAGCGAAAAUGAAAAGUGGAAAACCGAAAUGUAUAAAAUACAGACAAGCGGGAUUCGGUUUCAUGUAGCUGUGCCUGUCUCUGUCAUCGCCUUUCCUCUUUCGGUCUCCUCUCCAUUCUCCAAGCUCGAUUAUUAUUUAUUCAUUUGGGUUUAUAUUUUUCAGACCUUUGCCCCUAUCAACCCUCGUUUUCCCUGGGUGAAGAUAUCAACAACGAACAACCCAGCGCAGAGAAAGAUCAGGAAGAGGAAAAGCCCUAAAUUGGUAGUUUGGGGGUUGGGCAGUAAUGGAAAUCGCAGCGGCACCGUCGACCUCGUACGGUGGCGAGAAAGACAGGGGCAAUAUCACCGUCGAGAGCUUCGAAGGUUCGUCAUCGUCCCCUUCUAGUCCCGCCAACACCGACAAUAACAUAUCUAGCAAGUACGAUGACGAGGAGGACGAAGAGGACGUUUGCCGGAUUUGUCGAAAUCCGGGCGAUGCCGAGAAUCCUCUUCGGUAUCCCUGCGCUUGUAGUGGGAGUAUCAAAUUUGUCCAUCAAGAUUGUCUCCUCCAGUGGCUUAACCACAGCAACGCUCGCCAGUGCGAGGUCUGCAAGCAUGCAUUUUCUUUCUCUCCUGUUUAUGCUGAAAAUGCUCCAGCAAGGCUUCCUGUUCAGGAAUUUGUAGUUGGAAUGGCUAUGAAGGCAUGCCACGUUCUCCAGUUCUUUUUACGCCUUGCAUUUGUGCUCUCUGUGUGGCUCCUAAUAAUACCCUUCAUCACGUAUUGGAUAUGGAGACUGGCUUUCGUGAGGAGUCUUGGUGAAGCUCAUAGACUAUUUCUCAGUCAUAUGUCCACUACAGCCAUCCUUACUGACUGUCUCCAUGGGUUUCUGCUUUCUGCUAGCAUUGUUUUUAUUUUUCUGGGAGCCACUUCUUUGAGGGAUUACUUCAGACAUCUCCGAGAACUUGGUGGGCAGGAUGCUGAAAGAGAAGACGAGGGUGAAAGAAAUGGUGCUCGUGCUGCAAGAAGACUGCCUAUCCCUGCUAAUAGGGUUAAUGUUGGUGAAGGGAAUGGUGAAGAUGUCGGUGGAGGGCAAGGUAUUGCUGGAGCUGGUCAAAUCAUUAGAAGAAAUGCAGAAAAUGUUGCUGCCCGAUUGGAAAUGCAGGCUGCACGUCUUGAAGCGCAUGUUGAACAGAUGUUCGAUGGUUUGGAUGAUGCUGAUGGUGCAGAAGAUGUACCAUUUGAUGAGCUUGUUGGCAUGCAAGGGCCUGUUUUUCAUUUGGUCGAAAAUGCAUUUACUGUUCUAGCAAGCAAUAUGAUAUUCCUUGGUGUUGUAAUCUUUGUGCCAUUUUCAUUAGGUCGGAUUGUCCUCCAUUACAUAUCUUGGCUCUUCUCAGCAACAAGCCCAGCGUUAUCAACAGUCAUGCCACUUACAGAUUCAACCCUCUCCUUGGCAAAUGUUACAUUGAAGAAUGCAUUAACUUCUGUUACGAAUUUGUCAUCUGAAAGUCAUGGUGAUGGUCUUCUUGGUCAUGUUAUGGAAGUGGUCACAGAAUCCUUGAAUGCAAGCAUGAGUGGUAUAGAUGAAGUCUCAGACAGUAUUAGCAAACAAGCUUCAACAGACAUAUUUAAAGGGGUGGCUAUUGGAACAUCACGCUUUUCUGACGUUACUACUCUUGCCAUUGGAUACAUGUUUAUAUUCUCUCUGGUUUUUUUCUACCUUGGCAUUGUUGCUUUAAUUCGCUACACUAGGGGUGAGCCUUUGACCAUGGGGAGGUUCUAUGGCAUUGCGUCUUUAGCAGAAGCAGUUCCAUCCCUUGUCAGACAAUUUCUGGCAGCAAUGAGACAUUUAAUGACCAUGAUUAAGGUUGCUUUCCUUCUGGUGAUUGAACUUGGGGUUUUUCCUCUUAUGUGUGGGUGGUGGCUGGAUGUUUGUACCAUAAGGAUGCUUGGGAAGACGAUAUCUCAGAGGGUUGAGUUCUUUUCUGUCUCUCCUUUAGCAAGCUCGUUGGUACAUUGGGUUGUAGGAAUCGUGUAUAUGCUACAAAUAAGCAUUUUUGUCAGCCUUCUUCGAGGGGUUUUGCGUAACGGGGUUCUAUACUUUCUAAGGGAUCCUGCUGAUCCAAAUUAUAAUCCAUUUCGUGACCUCAUUGAUGACCCUGUGCACAAGCAUGCUCGUCGGGUUCUAUUGUCUGUUGCUGUAUAUGGGAGCUUGAUUGUGAUGCUGGUGUUUUUACCAGUCAAACUUGCCAUGCGCUUAGCACCUUCCAUGUUCCCAUUAGAUAUUUCUGUAUCUGAUCCAUUUACUGAGAUUCCUGCAGACAUGCUGCUGUUUCAAAUCUGUAUACCAUUUGCUAUUGAACAUUUUAGACUACGAGCAACAAUCAAAUCACUUCUCCGGCAAUGGUUUACUGUAGCUGGCUGGGCACUGGGAUUGACCGACUUCUUGCUGCCUAGACCUGAUGAUAAUGGUGGACAGGAAAAUGGAAAUGCUGAACCGAUAAGGCAGGACAGACUACGUGAUGUACACCGAGGUGUAGCUCUGCAGCAAGAUCGGCCCUUGGUAGCACUUGCUGAAGAUUCAAACAGAGGCAUUCAUAUGCCAGGAAACUCCAAUAUUGCUGAAGAGUAUGAUGGUGAUGAGCAAGCUGAUUCUGAUAGGUACAGUUUUGUACUCCGGAUUGUGCUGCUGUUGGUGCUUGCAUGGAUGACGCUGCUUCUCUUCAACUCAGCCUUGAUAGUUGUACCCAUUUCACUUGGGCGUGCAAUUUUCAAUGCUGUUCCUCUUCUCCCGAUUACUCACGGCAUCAAGUGUAAUGAUCUGUAUGCAUUCAUUAUUGGAAGCUAUGUCAUAUGGACUGUUGUAGCUGGAGCCAGGUAUUCUAUUGAGUAUGUUCAAACAAGGAGAGCAGGGAUCCUUCUGAAACAAAUCUGGAAAUGGUGUGGUAUAAUCCUCAAGAGUUCUGCUUUGUUGUCGAUAUGGAUAUUUGUCAUUCCGGUAUUGAUUGGUCUUCUAUUUGAGCUUUUGGUGAUUGUGCCAAUGCGGGUGCCUGUGGAUGAAAGCCCGGUUUUCCUCUUGUAUCAGGACUGGGCACUAGGACUCAUUUUUCUCAAGAUCUGGACCAGACUGGUUAUGCUGGAUCACAUGACACCUCUGGUGGAUGAGAGCUGGCGGAUAAAGUUUGAGAGGGUGAGAGAGGAUGGAUUCUCCCGCUUGCAAGGGCUUUGGGUUCUCCGGGAGAUUGUAAUCCCAAUUUUGGUGAAGCUCCUAACAGCCCUAUGUGUUCCCUAUGUUUUCGCACGGGGGGUCUUUCCUGUACUUGGCUAUCCAUUAAUAGUUAACUCAGCCAUCUACCGAUUUGCUUGGUUGGGUUGCCUAAGUUUUAGCUUGCUGUGCUUCUGUGCCAAGAGGUUCCAUGUGUGGUUCACCAACCUCCACAAUUCUAUUCGGGACGACCGCUAUCUGAUUGGCCGAAGACUGCAUAACUAUGGGGAAGACAUAGCAGAGAAGCACAGUGAGGGUGAGAUUGUUCCAGAGACACUAGAUACAAAUUUGCAGGAUUCUGGAUUAAUCCAACGUGAGCAAGAGGCUGAUGUAGGUAUGAGACUGAGGCGAGCAAAUAGGCGCAACAUCCAAAAUAACAGGCAGGUUGUAUAGAUAGUUGAGUCGUGUGAGGCGGCAGGAAGAUCAAGCGCUUGUCUCACCUUUUAUUGUUAUGGUUGCUGCAUAUAUACUCUUAAACCUUGGAGGUGAUUCGGCAUCCCUGUUGUGCAUAUAUAUAUAUAUAUAUAUAUAUAUAUAAAUCUUGAUAACUAGCAUUGUUGUUAAGAGUUGAGAUAACUCCCCAUGCUUGUGCAGGGAGAAUUAUUGAGACAUCAAAUUUGCACAUUUGGAUGUGAUAUUGUGUCUAACCUGGAGGAGAAUGGGAAUUCUUCUGAAUGAGUUUUAGAAAGUAGAGAUAAUGUAAUGGAUCAUGUUUUCUGAUCAAUGUGAUUGAGCAUUUGAACGGUUAAGUCCCUAGAAGAUGGAGGUUCUUGUGCAAGUAUUUCUAAAGCAUCUUUGUUCCAACAAAUCAAGGCCUCUUCAAACUGUGUUUUUAGUAAUAUUGAAACUUAAACCUUCAAAGGAAAAAUAUCUAAAUGUAGGGGCUACUGACCUUAAUUGUGA
Messenger RNA from Nelumbo nucifera (sacred lotus), 4145 nucleotides. RefSeq names its product putative E3 ubiquitin ligase SUD1. Gene Ontology annotation, molecular function: zinc ion binding. The record is from RefSeq and is a predicted model, not a curated record. Gene Ontology annotation, cellular component: endoplasmic reticulum membrane. NCBI's taxonomy places the organism in Eukaryota, Viridiplantae, Streptophyta, Magnoliopsida, Proteales, Nelumbonaceae. Gene Ontology annotation, biological process: ERAD pathway.